This is a messenger RNA of Cucurbita moschata (crookneck pumpkin), 1426 nucleotides long. RefSeq names its product deSI-like protein At4g17486. Gene Ontology annotation, molecular function: deubiquitinase activity. NCBI's taxonomy places the organism in Eukaryota, Viridiplantae, Streptophyta, Magnoliopsida, Cucurbitales, Cucurbitaceae. The coding region runs from base 455 to 1174 and encodes 239 amino acids. The transcript is spliced from 4 exons. The record is from RefSeq and is a predicted model, not a curated record. Gene Ontology annotation, biological process: protein deubiquitination.
CCUUUAAAACUCAUCAUUAUUUUAUUUUAUUUUAUCUAAAAAAAGGGAGUGAAAAUGACUGCAACUGUACUAGAAAGGGACCAAGCUGGGAGGUAUACUAAAAGGAAGAAAAGCUCAAUGAAAAUAGGAAUUCGCGUCUUCAAUCUUCUAAUUAAAUUCAACAAGCUGUCCACGAGCUUCAUCGAUUUUUGAACAACCCCCAUCUGCCUUUGCAAAAUUUCCCCUCGUUUUCCCCUUUCUUUACUGCCCUCUUCGUCAAAAGGACUCUGGUUCUCUGCAUUUCCAGUCGCCCACACGCUCCAUCGCCCCCUUUGGGACCUCUGUAAAUGGCUGCCAUGCUUCUGCUGCUCUCUGGUUUCUACAUUUUCACUCUCUGAUGGCUGUUUUUGGGGCUACGAAGAGAAUUUACAGGCUGAGACUAAGAACCAAUUGAUUCGUGGUUUCACUAUCAACCAUGAAAGGAGGAUCAGAGAAUGGAUGGCAUUACUUUAAGUCUCUUCAUUUUAGAGGUAAACCAGCCAACAAUUUGUGCUUGCUUCAGACCUCUGCCAGUACUCCGGGCGAAACUCCGGUCUAUCUCAACGUGUAUGACUUAACACCUGCAAAUGGCUACAUCUACUGGGCUGGUCUCGGCAUCUUUCACUCUGGCAUAGAAGUCUAUGGGGUUGAAUAUGCGUUUGGAGCCCACGACUAUCCUACGAGUGGUAUCUUUGAGGUCGAACCUCGGACAUGCCCUGGAUUCAAGUUUAGGAAGUCGAUUUAUAUCGGUACGACCUGCUUGGACCCAAUCCAAGUAAGAGACUUUAUGGAGUGUGAAGCUGCAAACUAUCAUGGCGAUUCGUAUCACUUGAUUGUGAAGAAUUGCAACCAUUUCUGUGAGGAUAUAUGCAGAAAGCUAACUGGGAAACGCAUACCGAAAUGGAUAAAUCGGCUUGCGAGAUUAGGUUCCAAAUGCAACUGCAUACUCCCGAAAGCUCUCAAGGCCACAACCGUGCAACACGACCCGGGAUUUGAGGGUGAAAAGAAAAGACUAAGAAGCGGUUUCGGUUGCUUAUCCUCAAUCUCUAUGAAUCAGAAGGAAGUUUCAAUAUCUUCACUGUUUCUACACUCUCACUAUAAAGGCUGCCUACCUCCAUGGGAACUGAAACGAUCCAAAAGUUGGUCGUUCAAGUAAGGAGAAGACGACUUACCCCAACCCGAGCUUGCUUACAAGGUUUGUUCUUCGAGUUCUCGAGAUAAUAGCCAUGGGAGCUGACUGGUUUGAGGUUUGAGGUUUGAUAGCCAGAGGCUUUAAUUUAUCUCUUUCUUUUUCUCUCUUUUGUUUCUUAGUCUCUCAGAGGCUUUGUUCUAAUCAUUGACUGUUUCUUUUGGUAGAGCUUAGGAAUCUUUCAAUGUAUAUUAGCUGUUCUUCUUCCUCUCUUUGCUA